Molecule: messenger RNA, 2295 nt
Organism: Condylostylus longicornis
Lineage: Eukaryota; Metazoa; Arthropoda; Insecta; Diptera; Dolichopodidae
Gene: PXo
Product: xenotropic and polytropic retrovirus receptor 1
Exons: 6
Coding region: 86-2140 (684 amino acids)
Biological process (GO): cellular response to phosphate starvation; phosphate ion transport
Cellular component (GO): plasma membrane; cytoplasm; Golgi apparatus
Molecular function (GO): inositol hexakisphosphate binding
Source: RefSeq, a predicted model, not a curated record
UUUCAUUUCUUGUAAAAAAUUUUGCUAAAAAAAAAAUUUUAAAUUUUAAUAUUUCCGUAGUAUAAAAAAAUAAAAUUUUAUAAAAAUGAAAUUCGCUGAGCAUUUAUCUGCUCAUAUAACACCAGAAUGGAGAAAACAAUAUAUUAAUUAUGAGGAAAUGAAAGCAAUGCUUUAUGCAUCUGUUGAACAAUCACCAUCAGCUGAAUUAGUUGAUCCAGAAGUUGUUACAAGAUAUUUUGCAAAAUUUGAUGAAAAAUUUUUUCAUUAUUGUGACAAAGAAUUAGCUAAAAUAAAUACAUUUUAUUCUGAAAAGAUGGCAGAAGCAACACGUAAAUAUGGUAAUUUACGUAGUGAAUUAACAGAAACAUUAGAAGAUGGUAUUGUUGAUAAAAAGCGUGCAUGGCGUGCAAAAGCACCAUUAAUUAAAAAAAAUCUUCCAGCGAGAAAAUUACAAGAUUUAAAAUUAGCAUUUAGUGAAUUUUAUUUAGGUUUAAUAUUAUUACAAAAUUAUCAAAAUUUAAAUUUUACUGGUUUUCGUAAAAUACUUAAAAAACAUGAUAAAUUAUUAAGUGUUGAUACUGGUAGUAAAUGGCAUAAAGAUCAAGUUGAAGCAGCACAUUUUUAUACAAAUAAAGAUAUUGAUAGAUUAAUACAAGAAACAGAAGCAGUAUUUACACAAGAUAUUGAAGGUGGUGAUAGACAAAAAGCAAUGAAAAGAUUAAGAGUACCACCAUUAGGUGAACAACAAAGUCCAUGGACAACAUUUAAAGUUGGUUUAUUUUCGGGUGCUUUUGUUGUACUUAUGUUAGCUGUAAUAUUAUCAUCAUUAUUUCAUAAUAUCGGUACAGAUAUUAUUGUAUCAUUACGUUUAUUUCGUGGUCCAUUACUUAUUAUUGAAUUUUUAUUUUUAUGGGGUGUUAAUGUAUAUGGUUGGCGUUCAUCUGGUGUUAAUCAUGUAUUAAUAUUUGAAUUGGAUCCAAGAAAUCAUUUAUCUGAACAAAAUAUUAUGGAAUUAGCAGCAAUAUUUGGUGUUAUAUGGACAAUAUGUGUAUUAUGUUUUAUAUAUCAUGUUGAUUUAGGUAUACCACAAUUUUCUGCACCAUUAUUUUUAUAUACUGCAAUGGCAGUAUUUUUAUUAAAUCCAACAAAAACAUUUCGUCAUGAGGCUAGAUAUUGGACAGUAAGAGUUUUAGGGCGUAUAUUGUUAGCACCAUUCUUUUAUGUUACAUUCGCUGAUUUCUGGGUUGCUGAUCAAUUAAAUAGUAUUGUACCAGCUUUUAUGGAUUUACAUCAUUUUAUAUGUUUUUUUAGUAAAAAUCCAACAUGGGGUGAACCAAUUGAUACAGAAACAUGUAUUCGUCAAAGUAAUUUUACCAGGCCAUUAGUAGCAAUGUUACCAGCUUGGUUUCGUUUCGCACAAUGUUUAAGACGUUAUCGUGAUACAAAAGAAGCAUUUCCUCAUUUAGUAAAUGCUGCAAAAUAUGCAUCAUCAUUUUUUGUUGUGAUAUUCUCAUUUCUUUUCAACAUGACAUCAGUACCAGCAAAUAGUACACCAUCAUCAUUAUCAUCAUCAUCAAUAUCAGUUUACGCAAAUUUUUGGGAUAAUCCAUGGUUUUAUUGUUGGAUAAUAGCAUCAAUAAUAUCAUCUUGUUAUGCAUAUACAUGGGAUAUUAAAAUGGAUUGGGGUUUAUUUGAUUCAAAAGCUGGAGAUAAUAAAUUUUUAAGAGAGGAAAUUGUCUAUUCAUCAACGUGGUUUUAUUAUAUUUCAAUUGUUGAAGAUUUUAUAUUACGUUUUGGUUGGACAUUAUCAAUGAGUUUAAUAUUAGGCGGAUAUAUUGGUGGUGAUGUUAUGGUAACAAUUUUAAGUCCUUUAGAAGUAUUUCGAAGAUUUAUAUGGAAUUUCUUUCGAUUGGAAAAUGAACAUUUAAAUAAUUGUGGUAAAUUUAGAGCUGUCAGAGAUAUAUCAGUUGCACCAAUGGAUAGUUCAGAUCAGGUCACUAUACUUAGAAUGAUGGACGAAGAAAAUGGUGUACAGAAUCGUCGAAAUAAUAAAGUUAAAAAUUUAACAAAUAAAUUAAGGCACAGACAUGAACCGAGACUUUUACUUGAAGGUGAAUCUGUUGAAGAUAUUGACACAUAAUACAAUUAUUACUGUACAUAUAUUGUUCUUUGUUUAUAUAUAUGCGAAGGAGUGUGCAUACAUACUAGAUCCAACUGUACUUACUAUAUAUCCUGAUCCCAUAAAGAAAGAAGAAUAAUAUUAUAUUAAAAAAUGAAAAAUGGAAAAAAAAAAAA